Penaeus monodon (black tiger shrimp) is the source of this 799-nucleotide messenger RNA. Its product is annotated as mothers against decapentaplegic homolog 3-like. Gene Ontology annotation, biological process: BMP signaling pathway; transforming growth factor beta receptor signaling pathway; SMAD protein signal transduction. Gene Ontology annotation, cellular component: heteromeric SMAD protein complex. The record is from RefSeq and is a predicted model, not a curated record. NCBI's taxonomy places the organism in Eukaryota, Metazoa, Arthropoda, Malacostraca, Decapoda, Penaeidae. Gene Ontology annotation, molecular function: I-SMAD binding; RNA polymerase II cis-regulatory region sequence-specific DNA binding; DNA-binding transcription factor activity, RNA polymerase II-specific.
CGUCUCCGUGUUGUGACAUCCUUGAGCUGCGGGCGUCAGUCGGGCUGACCCUCCUGCGGUCACCUCCUUCGCUGUGCCGCACCUGCCACCGCCGCCGCCCACCAUGGACACCGCAUCCUCGCCGCCGCCCAAUUAUUCAGGUAUGAUCCCAACGUCCCCCAGCCCACCUUUGGAUGCCCAGCCCGUGACAUACUGCGAGCCCGCCUUCUGGUGUUCCAUAUCGUACUAUGAGCUCAAUUCACGUGUUGGGGAGACCUUCCACGCGUCACAGCCCUCUCUCACAGUGGAUGGAUUCACAGAUCCUAGUAACAGUGAACGAUUCUGCCUUGGCCUUCUGUCCAAUGUGAACCGAAACCCAGUGGUAGAACAGACACGACGUCACAUUGGGAAGGGCGUCCGACUAUAUUACAUCGGUGGGGAGGUCUUUGCCGAGUGCCUCUCUGAUUCCUCAAUCUUUGUCCAGAGUCAAUGUAAUCAACGUUAUGGGUGGCACCCAGCCACUGUGGUCAAGAUCCCUCCUGGCUGCAAUUUGAAAAUCUUCAACAAUCAGGAGUUUGCCCACCAGUUAGCUCAGAGUGUGAGCCAAGGUUUUGAGGCAGUGUAUCAGCUGACCCGCAUGUGCACCAUACGCAUCUCCUUUGUCAAGGGAUGGGGGGCACAAUACAGGUGAGACUGGGAGACUUACUACUAACAUUAAAGUGAAGGCACAGGCCUUAUCAAACUUUGUAGUUAUUUGAUAGUUUGGAAAUGGAGACUACUGGAGUUUACCCAUUGUUCAAAAUAAAGUUGGCUUUUGGUA